AAGAYYACCAAUCCUMGAACCCUCACAUGGACCGCUACUAGCUGGUGCACCGGGGACCUCCUGAGAAGCCGAUUGGGCACCACUCCAACAGUGAUGCAGAGAUUGACUUACUCACAUGCAUGCUGGCCGAUCUGGACAGCCAUCCACAAAACAGAGCACAGCUGUACGACAACGUGCCUUACAACAAACACAUCUCGGAAGAAACACCGUAGAACUGGCAACCGUGUCAGCGUGCAUGCUCCCAGCCUGCCGCMGGAGUUGCUGGAGUCUGCUGGACCAAUUGUGCGCCAUCUUACGGGUCUCGAACCAGGGUCUUUAGUGUUGCCUCAAGCAGUGCCUUAGACCACUGCGCCACUCAGGAGGCCACUGAUUGUAAAUUAGGCAUGUAAUCAAAUAGAACACUAGCAUAAUAAUCUGUCCAAUAGACGCAUGUCUAAAACUUAAACUCGUAAAGUGUAAUUCAGAGAUUAAUUAAUCAAUGGGAGACUUGAUCAAUUAAACUUUGAAUUGCGCUUUGAGUUUAAGUUUUAGACAUGAGUCUAUUGGACAGAUUAUUAUAUCUGUUAGUUUUCCACCCUCUGAACUCUGUUAGUGUUGAUGCUGAAACUUCCAGCCUCCUGUCCCACACAGGAAGUUUGCCCCCACGCUGCUCUGUGUGUGGCCAGGCCAUCAUGCCCGAGCCGGGCCAGGAGGAGACGGUCAGGAUAGUGGCGCUGGACCACAGCUUCCACGUCAACUGCUAUGUGUGUGAGGAGUGUGGUCUGCUCCUGUCGUUUGAGGGUGAGGGGCGAGGCUGUUACCCCUUGGAUGGUCACAUCCUAUAACCCUGACAUGUCUGGUCCUACCUGGCCGCCUCCGAAGACUCCGGGUAGCCCAGAGAGACCCGUCACCCAGAUGUCCGACUCUGGACUAGCCGUGUACAGACAGGCGCCCAAGAAGGUCUCCUCGGACACCCGGCCCAAGUAUGUGGUUUAUGAKCAGAACAAGGAAGGAGGAGGAGAAAUGGCCAGUAGGUACAUGGCUACCGGUCCCACGGCUGGGCCCAUUCAGCACCACCAAGAGGACCCAGGGUUUCACCCUAAAUCUAAUGACCACUACUACCAACCACCUCCCCAAGGGCUCAAAGAAGACCAAUCCUUGAACCCUCACAUGGACCGCUACAACCUACCAUCACAUGGACCGCUGAUGCACCGGGGACCUCCUGAGAAGCUGAUUGGACACCACUCCAACAGUGAUGCAGAGAUUGACUCACUCACCUGCAUGCUGGCCGAUCUGGACAGCCAUCUACAAAACAGCACACAGCUUAAUGACAACGACCGCAUCUCAGGGGAUCGCUACAAACCCUUAGCCCAGCCAGGAGCAUCCGCUCAGGGCAGGCCGUCCAUGAGUUUCCCCCCUCACCCCCAAACCCAGUACCAUCGUACAAACCCAUACCCCAGUGAUCCCCACCAGGGUCUCCAGUACUUCCCCCAGCCAGACGACACCGAAGCCCAGGACUCCAAACGGUACCCCCAGCUUGUCCCCGCCUCCUACACUACCGCCCUUACUGGCCCAAGGUUCGGUGUCCAGGUCAAAACAGCCCAAACUGUCACCUACUUCCAGACUGGUAGGCAAGCCGAGCAGGCUUACACCCCUCUCCCACACCGCCAUCAUGCAUUGCGGUCCCCACCCAAGAAUCAGACUGGUCCCCAGGGCUGGUACCCUCCCCACCCUGCUUCCCAAGCCCAGGAGCUGCGCUCUGAGAGGGGUUACAAGGGGAGUGCCACAGGGUUUGGAGGGAGAGCUACCCAGUGCCCCAUAUCCAAUAGAGGCCCAGAGACUCACCAAUCAGGGUCAGGCUCGGCAUCAAGCUCCGCCUAUCAGCCCAGUAAGGGAACAGCAGCGCCGAGGCCAGAGGAGGAGUUGGACCAGCUCACAAAGAAGUUGGUGUAUGACAUGAGUCAUCCCCCUACAGAGAAGUACGUUGGUCGCUGUGCACGUUGCUGUGACAACGUCCUUGGCGACGGCAGCGGCUGUAUCGCCAUGGGGCACGUGUUCCACCUGGAGUGUAUAACUUGCAUCACCUGCCACGCCCAUCUCCGGGGGAAACCUUUCUACGCCCUGAACAAGCAGAGCUACUGCGAGAGCUGUUACGUUAGUGUCCUAGAGCGCUGCUUCAUGUGCUCCAAGCCCAUCCUGGACCGUGUCCUGCGGUCCAUGGGCAAGGCCUACCACGCGCACUGCUUCAACUGCGUGGCGUGUGGCUGCUCCCUGGAUGGUGUGCCCUUCACAGUGGACGCCAACUACCAGAUCCACUGCAUGUACGACUUCUACAGGAAGUUUGCCCCUCGCUGCUCAGUGUGUAGCCAUGCCAUCGUGCCUGAGCCGGGCCAGGAUGCGGCGGUCAGUGUAAAGGCGCUGGGCCGCAACUUUCACGUCAACUGCUAUGUGUGUGAGGAGUGUGGUCUGUUCCUGCCCUCUGAGGGUGAGCGGCAAGGCUGUUACCUCCUGGAUGGUCACAUCCUAUGUAAGGGCUGCCACGCCCGGCACAGAUCCUCUCACCCAAAAUCUUCACUGACUGAUAACCAACAAGGAAGUCACCUCUGACCUUUAACCAAUGACCCCUCAACCCUUCCAUUACUUUAAUCUGCUCUGCGGUAGAAGUUGCCCAAAGUAAUAGAUCUGGAAUCAGUUCUACUCCUCUUAUUCAUAACCUUAACCACAAGGGGGGAAAUGUUAACCUGAUUUGAGAUCAGUGUCGAAGGGAAUCUUCAUCCCCCUUCACUUUCAUCCUCUCAUAGCCUUAAUUUAUUCUUCAGAUGCCCAAAGCUGAGGAAUCAGUAGUAGUAGGCCUACUAUUGAACCUCAAACUGACAGUCUUCAAUAUGAAGUCAAUAUUUAAUUUCACUUGACCAGGUUUAUUGGUACAGGUUCAAGACAGGGUCUUGAAACAUGGAUUGAUAAAUAGUUCGACCCCUUUCCUUAUCCUCUGCUUUACACUAUCACCUAUCCUCUAUAUUCUCGACCCCUGCUCCCUUUCCACUAAACUUCACCCUAUCCCCUACCCCUCAGUCCCAUACCAGUACUGUAUAGAGCCCCUGACCUGCAGGCAGCAGGGGCUGCACUACCCCCAAACCCUUGACUGCACCACUGGUCAUCUCACACACUAUCCUGCAUGUUGCACACUGUCUCUCACGCACUAUCCUGCAUGUUGCACACUGUCUCUCACGCACUAUCCUACAUGUUGCACACUGUCUGUCACGCACUAUCCUGCAUGUUGCACACUGUCUCUCACGCACUAUCCUACAUGUUGCACACUGUCUGUCAGGCACUAUCCUGCAUGUUGCACAUUCUCACACACCAUCCUGCCAGACCCAGGUGGGACAUGGAAGGAGCUCUAUGGAAAAUAAUGAUUGAUAGAUAUUGACGAUGUGGAGGAUCAUAAGUAAGAAAAUUAGGUGAUAUUAAGGAAGAGGAGAUAAUGAUGAGAAUACAAUGUCUUCCUGGCUGUGGGGUAACUGACCAGUCCAG
Salvelinus sp. IW2-2015 is the source of this 3510-nucleotide messenger RNA. Its product is annotated as thyroid receptor-interacting protein 6-like. Gene Ontology annotation, cellular component: cytoplasm; stress fiber; focal adhesion. The record is from RefSeq and is a predicted model, not a curated record. Gene Ontology annotation, biological process: positive regulation of non-canonical NF-kappaB signal transduction; signal transduction. NCBI's taxonomy places the organism in Eukaryota, Metazoa, Chordata, Actinopteri, Salmoniformes, Salmonidae.